CCUGGGGGUCCCGGUGUGUUCCCGGUGCUGGCCGUUCCCGCUGACCCCGCUCGGUCUCCCCGCAGCGCCGCGCCAUGAGGCUGUACAGCCUGAGCGUGCUGUACAAGGGCGAGCCCCGGGUGCAGCUGCUGAAGGCCGCCUACGACGUCUCCACCUUCAGCUUCUUCCAGAGAUCCAGCGUGCAGGAGUUCAUGACCUUCACCAGCCAGCUGAUCGUGGAGCGCUCGCAGCCGGGCAGCCGGGCGUCCGUCAAGGAGCAAGAGUACCUGUGCCACGUGUACGUGCGGAGCGACGGGCUGGCCGGCGUGGUGAUCGCCGAUAACGAGUACCCGCAGCGCGUCUGCUUCACCUUGCUGGACAAGGUGCUGGACGAGUUCUGCAGGCAGGUGAGCCGGGCGGAGUGGCCCUCGGGGUCCCCCGGCACCAUCAGCUACGCGGCGCUGGACGGGUACCUCAGCAAGUACCAGAACCCCCGCGACGCCGACCCGAUGACCAGAGUGCAGGCGGAGCUGGACGAGACCAAAAUCAUCCUGCACAACACCAUGGAGUCGCUGCUGGAGCGCGGGGAGAAGCUGGACGACCUGGUGUCCAAGUCCGAGGUGCUGGGGGCGCAGUCCAAGGCCUUCUACAAAACCGCGCGGAAGCAGAACUCGUGCUGUGCGGUGAUGUGACCCCCCCGCGGGGGGCUCCUGCCCCGGCCCCCCAGGCCCUCGCCCCCGCUCGGAUCUCGACCCGGCCCAGGACUGGACGCGGAACCCCGGCGGCUCCUGGGCCGCUCGCUCGGGCUGGGCCCCCCGGGCGCCGCGGCCGUGCCCGGGUCUCGGUGCUGAGGCCGGCCCCGCGCCGUGGGGCUGGGGGGGGAGCGCUGCAGCCCCCCGCCCUCGCCCUCCCCCGGGGCAGCUCCGGGCCGUGCUGUGCCCCUCCCCGCACCCAUGCCUGUAACACCAGCCGCUGCCUCGGCGCUGCCAGCCCCGGGGGGCUCGGGGACAGAG
Messenger RNA from Oxyura jamaicensis (ruddy duck), 992 nucleotides. It is a transcript of the gene YKT6, whose product is annotated as YKT6 v-SNARE homolog. The record is from RefSeq and is a predicted model, not a curated record. Gene Ontology annotation, biological process: endoplasmic reticulum to Golgi vesicle-mediated transport. Gene Ontology annotation, cellular component: Golgi apparatus. Gene Ontology annotation, molecular function: SNAP receptor activity. NCBI's taxonomy places the organism in Eukaryota, Metazoa, Chordata, Aves, Anseriformes, Anatidae. The transcript is spliced from 7 exons. The coding region runs from base 75 to 671 and encodes 198 amino acids.